Molecule: messenger RNA, 444 nt
Organism: Rodentolepis nana
Lineage: Eukaryota; Metazoa; Platyhelminthes; Cestoda; Cyclophyllidea; Hymenolepididae
Source: the annotation of a GenBank genome assembly
AUGAACACUGCUUUUGGUUUUGGUUUCUCCGCCAUUAAUGGCCUUGCACCGUACGGUGCUUCAUACAUACUAUCUACAUUUUCCUUAAUGGCAUAUGUGUAUAAAUCUCUUGUAAAAGCUGGCGACAAAGUUUGUCCCACUUCCUUGCGACCAUUCUGGAACCAUCCAGCUGGUCCUAAGACUAUUUUCUUUUGGGCACCUACCUUUAAAUGGGGCUUGGUAAUUGCCGGUAUUGCGGAUUUGACCCGUCCAGUUGAGAAAGUUAGUGUCUCCCAAAGCACCGCACUUGCUGCAACAGGGCUUAUAUGGUCUCGUUACUCUCUAGUUAUCAAACCAAAGAACUGGAACCUUUUCAGUGUCAAUAUUUUCGUUGCGGCUACUGGUAUCUAUCAACUCUGCCGCAUUUACCUUUACCGUAAAAAGCUGGAAAAACCCUUAGCUUAG